Molecule: messenger RNA, 6410 nt
Organism: Fopius arisanus
Lineage: Eukaryota; Metazoa; Arthropoda; Insecta; Hymenoptera; Braconidae
Product: growth factor receptor-bound protein 14
Exons: 12
Coding region: 835-2559 (574 amino acids)
Biological process (GO): signal transduction
Source: RefSeq, a predicted model, not a curated record
CCACAAGAGCUACACGCUGUCGCUCCGUGUUUACUGUUCUUUUUAUCGAUAAAUAAAAAAAAAAGGACAAAGAUUCUUCGUCUGUCUUUGAGUCUGAUAGAACCCGAGGACAUUGUGUACUUCGUGCUCGGGGGCCUCGUUUUUUCGCGAUCGGGAUUUACGUUCUCUGUGGUUUUAUGACACUCGUGGAUUAUUCAGUACUCGCUGGAUUUAGUCGUGUUCUCAUGUUAAGACUCGGCCUUCUCGGAAUUAACAUCUGUGCGUUGUUUUGAGCUACGUUUGUUUACAUUCGCGGCAACCAACAUCAGUUCUCAUUCCGAGAACGAUUUUUCGUCAAGUGCGGAGUGGGGGAAAUGCCAGUGUAAUUAAUGGACUGGGGCGAUUGUGUGGAUAUUGUUUUCGGUUGUGUUUGUUUUUAACGGGGUGGCGUGAGGGGGGGAGGGGAUUCGUGUCGAUGACCUGAGUUUUUGGAGGAUUAUGGGAACGAGUUGACGUGCUGUGGGGAUUAAUUGUCGACCUGAUGUGUCCGAGAUUGCACAUAUCGCCGAUCCUGUUAGAGACAUUCAGAUGAUACGUUUGAAUGGUAAACCGUGUUACCGGUAUCAUCUCAUGAAUUCAUCGUCUGCCGAUUGGCAUAUCGACGUGUCGUAACGAUCGAUCGAUCCUUCUUCGUUUUAUUGAUCACUGAGGUUUAUUAUCCGGCUAUUCGUGAAACAAACGCUAAGACCGAACGUCCGGGCCUUUUAUUUUUCUUUUGCCAAACAUUUCUGAAUUGUUUGGUAAACGUGAAAAACGAACCAUUUAACGGCGGUAGUGCACCCAGGGCUCAACAACAUGGAUUACAGACUUUUGUCGAAUAACAACAAUAAUUAUCCCACGCAUCACCAUUGGUUUCCAAAGAUGUGCUCGUGCUUGGAGAGUGGCAAUCUGGGCCUGGCGAAUUUUCCAUCUGGCCAGGGGAGAAGUUACAAACGACUUGGUUCUGGUCCAACUCUCUUCGAUCUCAGCGAGUUUAUGCAGAGAACGAGAAGAUCGGACCUAUCCCAGGACGAAACCAUUGACGAUGAGAGACAGGCAGAGAUAAUAUUUCACAACACUGACCUUACGUGGACUACAAUUGUCGUUGAGAAGAAUUUACGUACGAUGGAUCUGUGUGAAUUGCUCAAGGUGAAAAAUCGAGCCAGUGGAAUGGACUGGUCGAUUAUCGAGACGUGGACAGACCUCGGAAUCGAGCGAACGCUCGAGGAUCAUGAGGAUAUACUCGUUGUUUACAAGGAAAUGGAACUCUUUGCGUCUCAUCAUGAGAGGAGAUUCUUUUUCCAGAGAGAUUUCAUCAAGUAUGAAUUUUUCAUCAAUCCAAAGCAAUUCUUUCCACCGGAUAUGGUUGCACUACCCAAUUUCGAGGAGAGAAAUUUUAUGAGCAGCUUCGAGAGUAAACUCAAAGAUCACCUCAUGCGAAAUGACAUGGAGUGCCCCAACGUGUUCAGUUGUGUCUGGCUGAGGGGUAAUAAUUCACAUAUUUGGAAGAAGGCGUACAUGCUGCUGCAGGAUCGUAAAUUGUACAUCGUGAAAAAGCCUCCCACUGCCACAUCAUCAAAACGUCCAAUGGAUAACGAGCAGGCAGUACCAUUUGCCCAUUUGUCCGAUUAUCACGUGUACAAGAUUCCGAACGCAAAGAAGUACUUCAACGCGCCCUUUGAGUGGGGCGCCUGUCUGAGGCCCUCCAGCAACGCUGAAGCCGAAGACACGGAGGCCGGGGUACCAGGUCUCAAGGUCAUAGCAUUCAACAGUGAAAAGUCACGCACCUGCUGGCUCACAGCCAUGAGGUUCGCCAAGUAUGGCAAGCAGCUGAGGGAAAAUUAUCGGGCAUUCAAGAAUAAACAGUGCGAGCAGAAUGAAGCCAGCAGCCCCAAGGAGCAGUACAGAGCGUACAACGUCUCAAGUGAAUCAUUCAGAUCCAGGGUAGCGAUGGACUUCACUGGUAGCGUAGGUCGGAUAGUGGAGGAUCCAAAGGAGGCGAGGGAUAUUGCGGAGAGUGAGGGCCUCCUUUGGCGACGGAGAUGGCGGCCCUUUUCCAGGUCACCUCCAGGCUGUGCUGUUUCACGAAAACACGCCCUCGAUGAUGGUGUGCACGUUCUCAAGCCUUGGUUUCACAGAGAUGUCAACAGAGAUACAGCAGCAAGUCUUGUUCGAGAGCACGGAACAGUAGAUGGAGUUUUCCUCGUGAGGGAGAGCAAGAGCUACCCAGGUGCAUUCGUGCUCACGUACAAAUACGGGGAUAAAGUAAUUCAUGCACAAAUACAACCUACAGUGGAUGAGCGUGGCAAUGGCUGCUUGUACACCCUGGACAAGGGGGUGACAAAAUUCUACGACUUGAUUCAAUUGGUGGACUUCUAUCAGCUGAAUGCUGGCUCCCUACCGACGAGACUGACCCACUACGUUGGCAACGGUUUGGCAACGUCUCCGGAGACUGAGAGCAGUUCACCCUCGCCCUCGCCCUCGUCUACGAAGCCGAGUCACAGUCCGCGAAAAAUGGACAGUAAAAAUCCGAGGAGUUGAGUAUAGGAGUCCCAGCAGUCCGCUGGUGUCAACAAACGCUUCGCUGCUGUCAGCUCGAUGAACGUUGACGAGAUUGUCAUAGUUGACAGUGUAGACGCUGUCGACGAUGACAAAGUCUACGUGAGUGAGAGCUGCGUGCGAUCGGCACCAUCGGGCUGCUGGACCAUGUUCCGGAGCAGCUGCGACGAAUGGGACACGUAGUGAUCUUACCUGAAUCAUCGUCGAGAGAUGUACGAUAUAGGGAGAUUAUUCGAUGGGUUUCCCAAUCUUCUCUUCAGGUUUCUCUUCAGAAAAUGGUUGUAUGCCAUCUAAAAAUUACUGAUUGAGGGCCAUUCAGGGGCAGACACUCAGGUGGAUGAGAACUACUAGAGGAUUUCUCCUGUUUAAAUCUUCAUGCUUCAGUAGAGGAGGUCCACGAAGCGAUGUAUAAAGUUCAGUAGAUGAGAUGAAAUAACGUGUCUUUUCCAUUUUCUACGUGUCGUGAAUAUAACCUUUAGAGUUUUUGGGGCAAUUUUUCGAGGGAUAGUGUCAGGUUAACGAGAAUCAAGGCGUCACUGACCAAUAAUCAUUUCUUUUUAGAAAUCAAUUUUAAACAGACAAUGUGGUGAAGUUAUAUAAGGGUUCUUUUCUUUAUUGAUUAGAGAUUCAUCUAAAAACCUAAUGGUUUUGGGUAGAAACUAUAGAGAAUUUUUUGUAGCUAAUUAAAUUUCCUGGAAGAAAAGUCUUUUGGUGUUUUUACCUAAAAUUUUUGGGUUUUGUGAAAAAUCGCUAUUUUAUAAAACAAGAAAAUUCGAAUUACAUACUUUCGUCACUUUGAAUUGAUUUAUCGGUUGGGCGAAUGUUUAACGAAUUUUAUUCACAUCUUUUUCGUUUUUUCAUUCGAAGUGUGUGGAGGAAAUAAUUAUUAGAUUUUCGAAGGGGUGUGCCACAAAGGAUCGUCCAAAGGGCACGUUGAGAGUUUAAUGAUGAAAUAAAAAAAUUGUUGUCCUUUGAAUUGAUGAUGGACUAAAUGAUUAAAUCGAGGAGAAUGAGGGUGAAAAUUUAGGGCUUAAGGUAUUUUUUUAUUUUUAUUGGCGAAGUAUUCGAGGCAAUUUAUCGAUGGAAAAUAGAAUAUCGCGUGAAUUUAGGGUGGCCCAGGUAGAAUUGAUCCUUUGACACUUUACUGAUCUCAUAGGCUCGAGAUGAGGGGUGAAUACAUGCAGGGGGUAGAAGUGAAUUAAAUUUGUUUAAUCGGGGUAAUUAAAGGUGAUAGAUGAGAAGAGAAUGAGAGAGAAAGAUUGAUUACCGAAUUCAUUAAUUGAUAGGGCAAUUGGAGAGUUGAGUUUUGACUGUUUAGGUAGAAUAUUCAAAAUUGAAUUAAUUUCAAUUAGUUAAAAAAAAAAAAUUAUUGAUCACCAAUCAACGUUCAAGGGGAAGUGGUGGGCAAUGCUGUAAUUAAUCGUAGAGGAUAAAUUCCCCGAUGAAAAUUUGUAAGAUUUAAAUUGAAAAUGUGUCCAGAGAUGAAAAUAACUUACGCAAUGUAUUAAUAUAACUCAUCGAGAAACACUAGUUCUAUCGAUACUUUAAUAAUAUAUUUUUUCAUGGAUUAUUUAUUUCCCUUUGUCAUUGCGAGAUGCAAAAAUUGUUUAGGAAGUCGAGGUACUUCUGCAUUCAAGACGAGAAAUUAUGAAAAAAAAAACAGCACUUUGUAUUAGUAAUAAGAGUAGGGCUUUCCUUUAGUGAAAAGUAAUCAAUAUAAAUUUGAAAAAUGAGCAGAAAAUGUUCAUGAGAAUUCUCUGCCCAGUUCUCUGUCCUCAAACAUUUGUAAAUAUAUGAAAAUUGGAAAUUCCCUUUUGAUGAUCAAUUUGUUGAUUAAUCAACUGUCAGUAAAUGAACAUUUGGCCUUUCCUGUAAAUAUGUCUAUUUAGGCCAACCCUGGUAGACGAAAAACCACUCGAAUGAUUUAGCACCUUGAACCUGCGGUUAUUGAUCAUCAAUAUUGAAUGGCGGUCGUUCAACAUUGAUUCCUCAAGUCGCAGUUAUGAAAAAAUUGUCAAUCCAUUUGAAUUCCCAAUGGAAGAGAACUGGGUAGAAGUGAAUCCAGAAUUAAUACUAAUGAAAUACUAUUGUCAAAAAAUUUAUUAAUGAGAUAAAAUGAAAAAAAAUAAAUAAAUAGAAUAUAUUUUGUAUUAUUCAUAGAACCGAAUUAAACGGCAAACGCAGAGGUCUGUGUAAGACUGAAAUUUAGGGGCAGUAACUCUUGAUAAUGCAAUGUCUGUUGAGAUACUGAUGCAACAGAAUAAAUAAAGAGGAGAAAUUUUUCUUUCUAAUUCGUAUUAAUUCAGUCAGUGAAUUCGAAUCUAGUCUUAAAUUUUUUGAUAAACGAAACAUGACAUUUUAGUAGCUCUCGACAGGCACACGUUACAACAUUAAAAAUUAUCAAUUUCUUUUGAAAAUCCAACGUUUUCAGGACUCAAGAACGUGUCCAUCAAUGAAUUAUCUCCGAAUCUGAGAGAGUUAGCGAAAUUCUUGUAAAUAUUUUUUUGGAGUUCUCAGUGAACUGUGUAAAAAAAUUCUGGACAAAAAUUGCGCUAUCUCUCACAGAUUCCGAGAUAUUCCUGUAAAAAUCGGCUGAGAGCAAAAGGAUUUGUUAUCCUUUACCCCUUGGUUACUGAAAUAAUAAAUAAAUCAAAGUACCGCGCCUCUUGAUUGCCCUUCAAUCAAUUUCCGGCUAUCAGUGGAUACUCCACCGUUGUUGGACCGUCAAACGACUCCUCGGAACAGAAAAAAAAAAUUCAAUAAAUUCCCCAGACGUCUCUGCGCUUGACGUCAUUAAUAUCGGUAUGUACGUGCAAAGCAUGAUGAAUUAAGCAAAAAGACGUGUGAUAAAGAGUAGAUACGGUUCGUGGACGGUGGCUCACAGCCCCAACGAACUUUUUUUCGCUUCCGUUCUAGCGCCGGCCAGUAUGACUCCCUUAAAAAAUAAAAAUGAUAAUCCAUCUGACCAGACACGUGUGAAAAAACUUAAUGAAAAAAAUCGUUUCUACUGGAACUCGAUAAAAUAUUUAUCAGAGUUUUAUUAGAAUUCUAUAAAAAAAAUUCAACUUGUUUUUGCGAUAAUCUAUUAAAAAAUGUAGCGAUAUCCUGUGUGUUUAAAUAGACAUCUAUUUAUAGGGAAAUGCCUAUACAUAUUGAUUUAUCUCGAAGAAUUUCUAUAGAGCUAUUAAAAUCUCAAUGGAAUAAUGCAAAAAAAAUUGGAAAUUUUAUUGCAAUUCUAAUAAACUCUUUCAAUGAAUUUUUUUCACGCGUGGAAUCCUCUGCCAACAUCACGCACUGUACUUAUCCGUUAUAAUUUCCUUCCACCACAAUAGUGCACUCUCCAGUCUCCCACACCUGAACAAGAAAGUAUAAUAAAUUAUUCCCAACCAAUUCUCCAAUGCAACAGCAUGAAGAAAUCUAAAAAAAAAAAAUACCUUUGAAUCAUCGAUGUGCGACUGAAGACUGAGAGCGUCCCUGAUCGUUCGCAUCGAAGUUAAGUUAACUCGUAUUUUAAUUCUAGAAUCUAAAAGAAAACUUAACAAAUACAUCAGUAUUAAUACCAUCGUCAGUUUAAUUCUGAUAGCGACUUCUGACAAGUCGCAUUCACCAGCCUUUGAUACCUUCUCCAAUGCGUGCUUGGUAGGCAAUUAUCUCAUCAACAUAAAAAAAACAAACCAAAUCCGAAGAUUUAAAAAACGCAUACAGGGUCUCUACGAUAGACUAAGUGUCCAAUUGAAUCCGCAAAUCACUGGAAACCCCACCUCCAACCCAAUAAAAAAAAACGCACAAAACACUCAAUGUUGCAUCAUUAGCGAUUUUAUAAUUUGAAAAAA